GGCUCGGAUAUAAAUUUCGGCAGAGUACAACAUUUCAAGAUGCUGGAGAUUAUCUGGGUGAACCUAGAGAUUACAUUUAAAGUGAUUGUGUCUUCAAAAAUUCUGCUCCUACAUUUCACGAGAUAAAAUAUUUUAUAAAGAUGAAAACUUGGAGAUCAGUGAAAGUAUCUGUUAACCAUGUCCUGUGAAUUCAGAGAAGAAUUUCUGGAGGAAGAAUAGAUUCAUCAUAUACCUGGACUCAAUUUUUUCUUUCUUUCUUUCUUUUUUUUUUUUUUUAAUUCUAGAAGGAUAUCUACAUGAAGAUAACCCUGUCUGUAAGAUAUGGUCUGUGGCAUUAGGUGAAAGGAUAUUUCUCAUGAGUUAACAGCAUUUGUUUCUAUAUGAGAUCAGGUUUUUUUUUUUUUUUUUUUUUUUUUUUUUUUUAAACAGAAAUGAAGGACCAUUAUGAAAAAGCAAUGCUGAUGUGUUUCUCUAAGGCCUUUAUGUAAGCCUCUACUGUCUGGAUGUGGUGCUAAAGGAAAGGCAAUCUGCUUUUUAUCAGCUGAUUGUAACUGUAGAAAGAGAACCUGUAAUUUAAAGUAACUUCCAGCUGAAAUUAUUUUACUCUUUGGCUUGCACAGAAUGAAAGGGAAAAUUAACAUGUUUUACUGGUCAGUGGCCUUUUACUGAACUAAGAAAGGGAAAGUUAGAGUAUCUUUUUUUUUUUUCUUCUUCUUCAUUUCAAACCAAGGACUGACAAAAUAUUUUUGUUAGAAUUUGACUACUAGGCAGAUCUCCACAUUUUAAAACAAGUCAGAUGUCAGCAAACGACUCUUCUCCUCCAUCCUUACAGAAGUUUUCCCCGCCUACAUGUCAUGCUGCUGCACCACAAACCCCAACUUUGUCUUCAAGCCCCCAGUCGGGGCUCUCCAGUCGACUUUCCAAUGGCAGUUUCAGUACACAGAGCCUCACCAACUCCAGGGGCUCUAUGCAUGGGGUCUCAUUCCUUCUGCAAAUUGGUCUCACUCGAGAGACUGUCACCAUUGAAGCUCAGGACUUGUCCCUCUCUGCUGUUAAAGACCUCGUGUGCUCUAUAGUUUACCAGAAGUUCCCAGAGUGUGGUUUUUUUGGCAUGUAUGACAAAAUUCUCCUCUUCCGUCAUGACCUGAACUCAGAUAAUAUUUUGCAACGGAUCACAUCAGCAGAAGAGAUACACGAAGGUGAUCUUGUUGAGGUUGUUCUCUCUGCUUUGGCUACAGUUGAAGAUUUCCAGAUUCGCCCUCAUGCACUUUAUGUGCAUUCCUACAAGGCUCCUACUUUUUGUGACUACUGUGGAGAGAUGCUUUGGGGUUUGGUACGACAAGGAUUAAAAUGUGAAGGUUGUGGAUUAAACUACCAUAAGAGAUGUGCCUUCAAGAUCCCUAAUAACUGUAGUGGAGUGAGAAAGAGGCGUUUGUCUAAUGUGUCUUUACCAGGAGCAGGACUUUCAGUUCCAAGACCAGUGCAAGCUGAAUGUACAGCCUCUGCCUCUGAAGAGCGCUGCUGUCCAGAACCUAGUAAACGGAUUCCUUCCUGGAGUGGCCGUCCCAUCUGGAUGGAAAAGAUGGUGCUUUGCAGAGUAAAGGUUCCACACACCUUUGCUGUUCACUCUUACACUCGUCCCACCAUAUGCCAAUAUUGCAAACGGCUGCUUAAGGGCCUUUUCCGCCAAGGAAUGCAAUGUAAAGAUUGCAGAUUCAAUUGUCACAAACGUUGCGCAUCUAAAGUGCCUAAAGACUGUCUUGGGGAGGUGGUUUUCAACGGAGAACCUGCUAGUCCAGGCCAGGAUUUGGACAUGCCAAUGGAAGUUGAUAGCAGUGAAAUGAACAGUGAUGGUAGUCGGGGUCUGGAUGAUGUUGAAGAGCCCUCUCCUCCAGAGGACAAAAUCUUCUUUAUGGACCCAUCUGAUCUUGAUGCAGACAAAGAUGAAGAAGCUGUCAAAACUAUCAGUCCUUCAACAAGCAAUAAUAUUCCACUCAUGAGGGUUGUGCAGUCCAUUAAGCAUACAAAGAGGAAGAGCAGUACGAUGGUGAAGGAAGGAUGGAUGGUCCACUAUACUAGCAGAGACAAUCUGAGAAAAAGACAUUACUGGAGACUGGACAGCAAAUGCCUCACGCUGUUUCAAAAUGAAUCUGGAACAAAAUAUUACAAGGAGAUUCCACUUUCAGAAAUUCUCCAGGUCACUCAGCCUCGAGAUUUUUCAAACAUGGUGCAGGGCAGCAACCCAUACUGUUUUGAGAUCAUCACUGACACGAUGGUGUACUUUGUUGGAGAAAACAAUGGCAGCAGCCAUCACAGUCCUGUUCUUGCUGCCACCGGAGUUGGACUUGACGUAGCUCAGGGCUGGGAGAAAGCCAUUCGUCAGGCUUUGAUGCCAGUCACUCCUCAAGCUAGCGUUUGUACUGCUGCAGGACAAGGAAAAGACCACAAGGAGUUAUCCCUAAGCAUCUCUGUUUCAAAUUCACAAGUCCAAGAGAAUGUGGACAUCAGCUCUGUGUACCAGAUAUUUGCUGAUGAAGUGCUGGGUUCUGGUCAGUUUGGCAUUGUAUAUGGAGGAAAACAUAGGAAGACUGGAAGGGAUGUGGCUAUUAAAGUCAUCGACAAGAUGAGGUUUCCAACUAAACAGGAAAGUCAGCUACGUAAUGAAGUGGCCAUUCUCCAGAAUUUGCACCACCCUGGGAUUGUGAACCUGGAAUGUAUGUUUGAGACCCCAGAACGAGUCUUCGUUGUGAUGGAGAAGCUGCAUGGCGAUAUGCUAGAGAUGAUUCUUUCCAGUGAGAAAAGUCGGCUGCCAGAACGUAUAACUAAGUUCAUGGUCACUCAGAUACUUGUUGCUUUGAGGAAUUUACAUUUCAAGAAUAUUGUGCACUGUGAUUUAAAACCGGAAAAUGUACUACUAGCAUCAGCAGAGCCAUUCCCUCAAGUGAAGCUCUGUGAUUUUGGCUUUGCACGUAUCAUUGGUGAAAAGUCUUUCAGGCGCUCUGUGGUGGGGACACCUGCUUAUCUUGCCCCUGAAGUGCUCAGGAGUAAAGGUUACAACCGCUCUCUAGACAUGUGGUCAGUAGGAGUUAUUGUCUAUGUGAGCCUUAGUGGUACAUUCCCAUUUAACGAAGAUGAGGAUAUAAAUGAUCAGAUUCAAAAUGCAGCAUUUAUGUACCCACCAAAUCCCUGGAAGGAAAUAUCUAGUGAAGCCAUUGAUUUAAUAAACAAUUUGCUUCAAGUGAAGAUGAGAAAACGUUUCAGUGUUGACAAGUCUCUUAGUCACCCAUGGUUACAGGAUUAUCAGACUUGGCUUGACCUCAGAGAAUUUGAAACGCGCAUUGGGGAGCGUUACAUUACCCAUGAGAGUGAUGAUGCACGCUGGAAAGAACAUGCUUACGAACACAACCUUGAGUACCCCCAGCAUUUUAUUAUGGCUCCUAAUCCAGAUGACAUGGAAGAAGACCCUUGAUUUAUUCAUUAUGCUAAAUUGCAGCAAAGAAGGGCACUCCAGACAAACUGAAGACUUAAGUUUUGGAACAACUGUUGCUCUUUUUGAGUGCUGUUCACAUAAUUCAGUAGACAAAACUACAGAGGAUACUGCAUUGGCAUGGGGAUAGACUGUCAUCUGGCAAGCUCUUCUCCAUCUCUGACUUAAACUAUGAAUAGUUAUUGGACAGUGGGAUAAGCCCUAUUGGAUAACAUUUCACCGAGCUGCAUGGCUACAAAGCCAUCACUGAGGUGUAGUGUGUACAGACUGAAUGCUUUGUGUGAGGUUUUUCAAGUUUUUUGGUUUUUGGUUUUUUUGUAGUCUAUGCAAUAAGAAUUUUGUAAUGGUUUCCUAAUCCCUAUUUACUAGGCCAUAGAGAGUUGUUUUCUGUUGUUUAGAUACAUCUCCUGUUUACUAGACUGUGCAUUGUGGAAAGAGAUUGUAAAAGGAAAUUAGUGCAGGAUACCUUGACUAAUAGCAAAGCAUGUGGCUUAGGACUGAAUACGGUUCCACAGCUGAAGGAAUAAUUUGCUGCUGUUGAGAGGGUUAAAUGUGUCUGUCUUUGCUCUAACUGAACUUUUUUCCAGAUACCUGAAAAAAGAAAACCCCACAACUUCUUACAUUCCUCUUGAAAUGCUGGCUGACAAUCUAAAGGGAUGACAAUCAAAGCUGUGCUAGUCCUUUAUUUUGUCUGUCUGAAAACAGAGCAAUAAGCCACAAUACAAUGUGUUGCUGUGCAAGGCUGGCACAUAUAUAAACCAAAGGCAUUUUGCCUUAAAACUGCCUGAGUAAUGCAAAGAGAGCACACAAGACUUGAUGUAGCACAUUCUUCCAGUCUGGAAUAACUGUUGCUAGUAGAAGGAUGUGGAAAAAAAAAAAAUAGGGGAAAAUACGUGCAGCUUUCUCUUGUUGUUUUGAAUAAUUAACUCUUAAAAUUUUUCUAUUUUUUUUAAGGUUCCCUGGACUUAUAUCAGGAAUAGUUUGUAUCCUGCUAGCUUCCAUCUUUGCUCCUAAGUUUGAGCAGAGUAACGGUGGCUACUGAAUCACCAGUUGCACCAGGGCAGCUGGACUGUAGGAGAAAGGGCCUUUGCCUUCCAACCUUAAUCUGCAGCCCCUCCUGCCCUCUUUUCUGUGCUCAGGAUUGUUGUUUAUGAGCUGAAUGAAGAGUCCAAAACCAACUCAUAAUUCAGGUUUUUUGCAGACACCUCACUUGAUAUAUUCUCAACCACUUAUUGGAGUUGGGGCACAAUAGAGUAGGAGCAGCAGUUUCCUUUGGAAAUGAUUCUCUCAGAGGAUAGCCUAUCAGUUAAAAGUAUGUGAUAUUUCAAGUUUGAGGCCUUCUAUGCUAAAUGCAGAUGGAAAUAAAAGGAAGAUUUCCCCCCCCCCCCCCUUAGUUAAAAAAAUGGAAAAAGUGAAGUCUUUCCUUUUUUGUGGGGUAACAGCUUUGUGCUGCUGGGAGAUGCUGGAUGACUGUACAUAUCCCUGAUGUGGUGCCAAGAUGCUUAACUGGAGCUUGGCUCAAAAUACUUUUUUUUGUACUGAUACAGGCUUGAGCUGCAAAGGCAGGUGGGAGCCUUUGAGGUAUAGCUCCUCUCUCCUACAAAUUUUUUUUUUUUUAAACUGUUGUUCAGGUAAGGAAGUAGUUGAGCAGACUGUUUCUAAGCUGUUAGAUAUUCAUAAAGUUGUACAAGGUUGUUUCAAGGCUUCAGUUGCACAGUGAACUGGCAGUAAACUCAGUGGGAGCUGCAGAGGCAUGUACCUAAGGCCCCUGUCUGGGCCUUUAACCUACCUUUUCCUUUCCUGUUGCCUUUAA
Struthio camelus australis is the source of this 5300-nucleotide messenger RNA. The record is from RefSeq and is a predicted model, not a curated record. Lineage: Eukaryota; Metazoa; Chordata; Aves; Struthioniformes; Struthionidae.